This is a messenger RNA of Hyalella azteca, 2965 nucleotides long. RefSeq names its product putative N-acetylated-alpha-linked acidic dipeptidase. Bases 110 to 2341 code for a protein of 743 amino acids. The record is from RefSeq and is a predicted model, not a curated record. Gene Ontology annotation, molecular function: carboxypeptidase activity. The transcript is spliced from 19 exons. Lineage: Eukaryota; Metazoa; Arthropoda; Malacostraca; Amphipoda; Hyalellidae.
CUCUACGUGUGUUAGAAUCGCGCACCACAAGACUGCUGGUUUAAAAGCCUGCACUAUCUAACUAUAUCUAACUUUUAAAAAAUAACUAUAUUUCUGAACGAUUUCAAACAUGGUCGCGCAGUCGAACGUGAUCGUAACCAGUAUCGCGCUGGGUGCUGUUGUUGCCUUCUUGUUGGGCAUGAUAGUGUACGAGGUCAUCAUCUUGGUGCAGCAAGGAACUGCAGACGAAAAUUAUGCGGUGCAAAAAAUCAGCGAACUUACACGGACCGAUUCCGUUAAGGACGACUUCAUCGUCAAUGAGGUCAAUGCUUCCAAGAUCCGCGACAACCUUAGGUAUCUGACUAGCGCCCCUCACGUCGCCGGCACUGCAGAACAAGCGGACACCGCCCAGUGGGUGUACGACCAGUGGCUGCAGCAAGGUCUUGUUGAUGUCAAGACCAUACCGUAUGAAGUGCUCCUCUCGUAUCCUGAUGAAAACAACCCUAAUAGAGUUCGCCUCGUCUCAAAGACGGACGGAAGUGUGGUGUUCGAGUCCGUGUUCCGGCAAGAGCCGCUGUACGCGCCUGAGGAAGCGGAUCCGCGCGUGCUGCAUAACUACAAUGCUUACUCCGCGGCUGCCACAGUCCAGGGAGACUUGGUGUACGCAAAUUACGGACGCGAGGAGGACUUCGCUGAGCUGGCGCGCCGCGGUGUGGACGUGACAGGCAAGAUCGUCAUCGCCAAGUACGGCAAGAACUUCCGCGGCGACAAAGCGAAGGCUUGCCAGGAGCACGGAGCUCUAGGCCUGGUGCUCUACAACGACCCCGCGGACUACGACCCUGACGGGCUUGAAGUUUACCCUGACUCGGUGAUGAUGCCGUCCACGGCCACGCAAAUGGGAAGCAUCCUCGGCACCAAAGGCGAUCCCCAAACUCCGUUCUACCCUGCCAUCGAAAGCUCAUUUCGGUACCCCGAAGAUGAAUGCGAGUUGCCCGCCAUCCCCUGUCAGCCCAUCAGUUACGGCGACGCUUAUCAUAUCCUCAGAGCCAUGGAGGGCGACGAGGCCCCCGCUUCAUGGCAGGGAGGCCUGAACUUCACCUACCACUUGGGCCCGACACUCGCCUCGGGGCUGGAGGUGCAAGUGGAGACCCACACUACCAACCGCAGGGCGACCAUCACCAACGUCAUCGCCACCAUCCCGCAGACUGCCGGCGACGAUCCAGACCGAUUUGUGGUGGUGGGCAACCACAGAGAUGCGUGGAUGUUCGGAUCAGUGGAUCCCUCGUCGGGCACUGCCGUCAUGAUGGAAAUAUCGCGAGUGUUGAUGGCUUACAUCAACGAAACUGGCUGGUCCCCGCGGCGUAGUAUCGUCUUCUGCUCAUGGGACGCUGAAGAAUUUGGUCUCAUUGGUUCGACUGAGUGGACGCAGCAGUUCAGCAAGCAGCUCAGCGACCGAGCUGUGGCCUACCUCAACAUUGACCAGGCAUUUAACGGCAACUACACGUUCAGGGCUCAAGCGUCCCCUCUCCUCAGAGACAUCAUCUAUAACGCCACCAAAGAGGUGCCUAACCCUGACCCGGCGGAGGUAGCAGCAGGUCGCACCAGCGUGUACGACACGUGGCUUCAUAGGCUGGCUGACCUCGACGAUCUCACAAGACCUUGGAUUGGGAAUUUGGCGUCUGGCAGCGACUACUACAGCUUCCAGCAAGUGCUCGGGGUACCGAGUAUGGACAUGCGCUAUACUGACACGCGCUACGGGGAGCCGCUCUACCACACCCUCUACGAGACGUUCGAGCUCGUGGACGAGCUCUACGACAAGGGCUUCCUCUACCACGCCGCUACCACCGCAGUCGCUGCAAAGAUCGUCGCCGCCGUCGCUUCUGCGCCUCUUCUACCAUAUUCGUAUACGUUCUAUCCGGAGUUCAUCAGAUCGGCAGUGGUAGAUUUGCAGCAGCAAUACGGAGACCUCAUCGCGUCACAUAACUGCUCGCUCGACCUCAUGACGCAAGCAGUGGACCGCUUCACUCAGGACGUCGCCGACUUCAAAGACAGCCUGCAAAAUACUGACUUCUCUGACUUAUUGGUGCAGCGCCAUGUCAAUGACCGUCUGAUGCUCCUUGAGAAAGCUUUUCUUGAUCCACGUGGUCUUCCUCAUCGUCCCGACUACCUGCACGUUGUAACGUCACCCAGCGCCUUCGACAGCUACUCGGGCGUAGCGCUGGCCGGCCUCCACGACGCGCUCUACGCGCUCUCGGCCGCCCCUGACGACGCCGACCUCUGGCGGGACUUCCAGGAACAUUUGGCCUCCGUAACCCAUCUCGUGGCUUCUGCGGGUGAUGCUCUGCAGGGUAGACUGUGGUGAUGCUCUGCAGGGUAGACUGUGGUGAUGCUCUGCAGGGUAGACUGUGGUGAUGCUCUGCAGGGUAGACUGUGGUGAUGACUUGUAGGGUAGACUCUGGUGAUGACUUGCAGGGUGUGGUGAUGCUCUGCAGGGUAGACUGUGGUGAUGCUCUGCAGGGUAGACUGUGGUGAUGACUUGUAGGGUAAACUCUGGUGAUGACUUGCAGGGUGUGGUGAUGACUUGUAGGGUUGACUGUGGUGAUGGGCUGCAGAGUAGACUGUGGUGAUGACUUGUAGGGUAGACUGGGGUGAUGACUUGUAGGGUAGACUGUGGUGAUGACUUGUAGGGUAGACUCUGGUGAUGACUUGUAGGGUAGACUGUGGUGAUGACUUGUAGUGUAGACUGUGGUGAUGCUCUGCACAGUAGAGUGUGGUGACGACUUGUAGGGUAGACUCUUAAUGAUUCCUUGCAGAGUAGACUCGGAAUUAAGUUGCCUUGAAAGGAUGCGAUGAUUGAGUAAUUUUCAUACAAUUCCACUUUAGAUUUGUAAUUGAUUCAUCACUACUUCGUCCGUAUGUACAUUCAAUCACUUUGUGUACCGAUGAACAGGCAAAUAGACCUUGUGCAAUAAAUUUUUUGAAAAAC